CGUCAUUCGCGUGCGUCGGGUAUUUUGUGAAAAGUCUCUUGACUUCACGUUGAAGGAUUGUUUAUUUUCAAAGCUACAAUUUAUAUGGGAUUGAUUUUGAUUGUAUUGUUGCAAUCUUUUGACUGAUAUUGCUUGGUUUAUUUUGUCUUCAUAAGCAGUUCCGUUUCUCUGUAACGUGAUGUCUCUAGGUUUCCUGAGGUUUAUUUUGGGUCGUGUUCCUCUUCGACCCAUCAGCCACAUCAUCUUCCCUUCAUCGGCUGUCAGACCUGCAUGGAGUCAUCAUCGCGCUCUCUCACCCCUGCUGCGCGUCUCCUUCUGCACAGAUGCUGAAAGUCUCGACGUGGCCGAUCACCCGAAGGAGACUAAAAAGCUGGACCCACGAGCACGGGUGACUUUUGGCAGCGUGGGUAGGAAGAUCAAUCAGCGCCACAUACGAUUAUUGGGUGAGGAGGGGGAGGAACUGGGCACACUGCACCGUGCCGAAGUGAUUCGAAUGAUGGACGAAACGGGACUGAAGCUUGUUGCCGUAAAUGACAGUUCUGAUCCUCCGGUAUACAGACUGAUGAGAGGCAAACAGAUACACGAAGAGCAGCUGAAACUCAGAGAGAUGCAGAAGGCGAAGACGGGUCCUGUCCAAUCAAAGGAGCUGAAUUUCUCCUCUGAUAUUUCCCAUCAUGAUUUGGACACUAAACUGCGUCAGGUUGUCAGCUGGUUGGAGAAGAAGAAUCACGUCAGACUCACAAUCAAAGCGGGAAGUGGCAGCGACACACCGCUGGAUAAAGUGCUGACUCAGAUGGUAGAGAAGAUAUCACUACCGGUUGGUUUCGUAUCGAAACCCACCGUUGUCCGUGGAGGACGGGCUGCCAUGUGUGUCCUUCGCCUCGCCUCUGCCAAAGAACUGCGACAGAAAGCGACUGAGACUUCAAACAAGCAAGACUCGGAGAAACCAAAACCACCUUUAACCUCAACGACAGAGAAAUCAAAAGACUGA
Molecule: messenger RNA, 991 nt
Organism: Paramisgurnus dabryanus
Lineage: Eukaryota; Metazoa; Chordata; Actinopteri; Cypriniformes; Cobitidae
Gene: mtif3
Product: mitochondrial translational initiation factor 3
Biological process (GO): ribosome disassembly; mitochondrial translational initiation
Cellular component (GO): mitochondrion
Molecular function (GO): ribosome binding; translation initiation factor activity
Source: RefSeq, a predicted model, not a curated record